Urocitellus parryii (Arctic ground squirrel) is the source of this 4381-nucleotide messenger RNA. It is a transcript of the gene Wdr6, whose product is annotated as WD repeat domain 6. Gene Ontology annotation, biological process: tRNA methylation. Gene Ontology annotation, cellular component: cytoplasm. The record is from RefSeq and is a predicted model, not a curated record. Lineage: Eukaryota; Metazoa; Chordata; Mammalia; Rodentia; Sciuridae. Gene Ontology annotation, molecular function: protein binding.
UUUAUUGUGUACAGCUCCUAUGCUGCUCAGUCAAAUAAAAUCACAGGGCUUCGAGUUGCCUGGCCAACAAGCUCCAAGUCGGUGUGGGGGGUUGGGGGAGACGCCACCCGCUACCCUGCCAACGUCAUGUGAGGGGCGGGGUGAGGGUUCCCUCUGCGGGCUUCUCCAAUCAUCAGCUGGAUUGUGUGGGGCGAAGGGUCUUCAUUGGAUGUCCGCAGCUGGGCGGCCCUGGCCUCUGCUACCUGUAGCUAAGUGCUCAGUUGAUCCGCAACGCGGCGCGCUGGGAGAGCUCGUUCUCGCGAGAGUGCAGCUCCCUUCUUGGCGGUGACAGCCAAGGCUGCCAGAAGGCCGACAUGGACGCCCUCGGUGACUACGUUUGGCCGCGGGCAACCUCCGAGCUCAUACUUCUCCCAGUCACGGGACUGGAGUGCGUGGGGGACCGGCUGUUGGCGGGUGAGGGACCUGAUGUCCUGGUGUACAGCUUGGACUUGGGCGGGCAUCUGCGGAUGAUGAAGCGAGUGCAGAACCUACUUGGCCACUACCUUAUCCAUGGUUUCCGAGUGCGGCCAGAGCCCAAUGGAGAUGAUUCGGAGGCCAUGGUAGCUGUGUUUGGGAGCAAGGGACUCCGAAUUGUGAAAAUUAGCUGGGGCCAGAGCCGCUUCCGGGAGCUCUGGCGCUCUGGCCUAUGGAAUAUGUCCGACUGGAUCUGGGAUGUACGCUGGCUUGAGGGCAAUGUUGCCUUGGCCCUGGGCCACAACUCAGUGGUGCUAUAUGACCCUGUGAUAGGAUGCAUGCUACAGGAUGUACCCUGCACAGACAGGUGUACCCUCUCCUCAGCAUGCUUGAUUGGAGACACCUGGAAGGAGUUGACCAUUGUGGCAGGUGCUGUCUCCAAUCAGCUUCUAGUCUGGUACCCAGCAGCUGCCUUAGUAGACAACAAGCCGGUGGCACCUGACCGACGAGUCAGUGGCCAUGUGGGUGUCAUCUUCAGCAUGUCAUACCUGGAAAGCAAGGGCUUGCUGGCAACAGCUUCAGAAGACCGAAGUGUCCGUAUCUGGAAGGUGGGCGACCUGCGGGUACCUGGGGGUCGGGUGCAGAAUAUUGGUCACUGCUUUGGGCACAGUGCCCGUGUGUGGCAAGUCAAGCUCCUAGAGAAUUACCUUAUCAGUGCAGGAGAGGACUGUGUCUGCCUGGUGUGGAGCCAUGAAGGUGAAAUCCUCCAAGCCUUUAGGGGUCACCAGGGCCGUGGGAUCCGGGCCAUCGCUGCUCAUGAAAGGCAGGCAUGGGUGAUCACUGGGGGUGAUGACUCAGGCAUUCGGCUAUGGCACCUGGUAGGGCGUGGCUACCCAGGCUUGGGGGUCUCAGCUCUCUGUUUCAAGUCUCCUAGCCGGCCAGGUACCCUCAAAGCCGUGACACUGGCUGGAUCUUGGCGACUACUGGCAGUGACUGAUACUGGAGCCCUUUAUCUCUAUGACCUUGAGGUCAAGUGUUGGGAGCAGCUGCUAGAAGACAAGCACUUCCAGUCUUAUUGUCUGCUGGAGGCAGCUCCUGGUCCUGAGGGCUUCGGACUGUGUGCCAUGGCCAAUGGUGAGGGUUCUGUCAAGGUUGUCCCAAUCAACACUCCAGCUGCUGCUGUAGACCAAGCCCUGUUCCAUGGGAAGGUUCAUAGCCUGAGCUGGGCCCUGCGUGGCUAUGAGGAGCUCCUAUUGCUGGCAUCAGGCCCUGGUGGGGUUGUGGCUUGCUUGGAAAUCUCCGCUGCACCCUCUGGCAAGGCCAUCUUUGUCAAGGAGCGUUGCCAGUAUCUGCUGCCCCCAAGCAAGCAGAGAUGGCACACAUGCAGUGCCUUCCUGCCUCCAGGUGACUUUUUGGUAUGUGGUGACCGCCGCGGCUCUGUGCUGCUAUUCCCAUCCAGACCAGGUCUGCUUAAGGACUCUGGGGUUAGAGGCAAGGCUAUUGCUGAGGGACCUGUAGCUGGUAGUGGCAGCGGGAAUGCUGUGGCUGGGUGGGGCCCUGUAUCUACCCUCCAUUCUCUGCAUGGGAAGCAGGGUGUGACCUCAGUCACCUGCCAUGGUGGCUAUGUGUACACCACAGGGCGUGAUGGCACCUAUUACCAGCUCUUUGUGCAAGGUGGCCAGCUUCAGCCAGUCCUGCGCCAGAAGUCCUGUCGAGGCAUGAACUGGGUGGCUGGGCUUCGCAUGGUGCCUGAUGGGAGCAUGGUCAUCCUGGGCUUCCAUGCCAAUGAAUUUGUGGUGUGGAGCCCCCGGUCACAUGAGAAGCUGCACAUCAUCAACUGUGGUGGAGGGCACCGCUCCUGGGCCUUCUCAGAUACAGAAGCAGCCAUGGCCUUUGCCUACCUUAAGGAUGGAGACGUCAUGCUAUACCGGGCUCUAGGUGGCUGCACCCGGCCACAUGUAAUUCUUCGGGAAGGUCUACAUGGUCGUGAGAUCACUUGUGUAAAGCGCGUGGGCACCAUCACCCUGGGACCUGAAUUUGAGGUACCCAGCCUUGAGCAGCCUGAUUACCUGGAGCCUGGAAGUGAGGGCCCUGGUCUGACAGAUAUUGUGAUUACAUGCAGUGAGGACACUACUGUCUGUGUCCUGGCACUCCCCACAGCCACAGGUUCAGCCCAUGCACUCACAGCUAUAUGUAACCAUAUCUCCUCGGUGCGUGCUGUUGCGGUGUGGGGCACUGGCACCCCAGGUGGUCCUCAGGAUCCUCGACCAGGUCUGACAGCUCAURUAGUGUCAGCAGGGGGUCGAGCUGAGAUGCACUGCUUUAGCAUCAUGGUCACUCCUGACCCCAGCACCCCAAGCCGCCUUGCCUGCCACGUUAUGCACCUUUCAUCUCACCGGCUGGAUGAAUACUGGGACCGGCAGCGCAAUCGGCAUCGGAUGGUCAAGGUGGAUCCUGAGACCCGGUACAUGUCCCUUGCUGUUUGUGAACUUGACCGGGCUGGACUUGGCCCCAUUGUGGCUGCAGCCUGUAGUGAUGGGGCAGUGAGGCUCUUUCUUUUGCAGGACUCUGGGCGAAUUCUACAGCUCCUUGCUGAAACUUUCCACCAUAAGCGGUGUGUCCUCAAAGUCUACUCAUUUACCCAUGAGGCACCCAACCAGCGGCGGAGGCUGCUGCUUUGCAGUGCAGCUACUGAUGGCAGCCUAGCCUUCUGGGAUCUCACCACGGUGUUGGACCGUGGUUCCAUGGUCCUGGAACCUGCAGGACACCCUGGGCUUCCUUACCAGCUGGGUACUCCCUGCCUGACCCUCCAGGCUCAUAGCUGUGGUGUCAACAGUCUGCACACCUUACCAACAUGUGAGGGCCACCAUCUUGUGGCCAGUGGCAGUGAGGAUGGCUCCUUGCAUCUCUUCAAGCUUGCUGUGGAGAUACCAGAGCUGGAAGAUGCUGUGGGGGAGGCUGAGCUGGUGCCCCAGCUGCGUGUGCUUGAAGAAUACUCUGUCCCCUGUGCACAUGCUGCCCAUGUGACAGGCCUCAAGAUCCUAAGCACAAGCCUCAUGGUCUCAGCCUCCAUUGACCAACGGCUAACUUUCUGGCGUCUGGGGCAUGGUGAGCCCAUUUUCAUGAACAGCACUGUAUACCAUGUGCCAGAUGUGGCUGAUAUGGAUUGCUGGCCCGUGAGCCCCGAAUUUGGCCAUCGCUGUGCUCUUGGGGGCCAGGGGCUUGAGGUUUACAACUGGUAUGACUGAGGUGUCCCACAGUGGCUGGUGUGCUGGGCAAGGGGUCUACUCACAGAUAGUGGAGCAGGAGUCAACUGUCUGUGCUCAUGCCCAGUGUGCCUUGAGGAGGGGAGGAGGUGGAGGCUGUGGGUUCCUAACUCCACAGCAGGAGCUAGAGGUGAGUAGAGUACUGCCUAGGUGGACCAAGAAUAUGCCCAACUCCCCAUAGUAGACAUAACCUUGUAACAAAAGCAAUUUAUUUUGGCUUUAAGCUCCUGAAGUCUGUGGAGUUUCGCAUUUUUCUUCCAGUUGAUAAUUUUAUAAACAUUCCCAUAUACUUGGCCCUCUGUGGCUUUAGAUGUGGUUCAAUGGAGGGAUGCCCAGCAUAGCCAGGCCAGUAUGGAGUAUCUCACGCACGGCUUUCAGAAGCUGCAAGCGGGCAAACAUCUGACCAAAGAGGUGUGGCCGAGGCUCCUGGAGGAGAAGGGACCUGCUGGUCUCAUUUUUUGCUUCCCUUGCCUUUACUCUGAACUCCUCUGCCCUUCCCACAUAUUCCCUUUUGCUGUGUACUCACCCCUAGGACAUGUAUCCGGUUAUAGUAUGAGCUGAAAUCCAUGCUGAGCUGUAUCAGGAAUUUGCAUACCUAGAGACAGAGAUAGUUACUGGCCCAUGUCUUUUUGUGCCCCAUCUUAGAAUAAAGAAUAGAGUGU